This is a messenger RNA of Seminavis robusta, 1489 nucleotides long. The record is from the annotation of a GenBank genome assembly. NCBI's taxonomy places the organism in Eukaryota, Bacillariophyta, Bacillariophyceae, Naviculales, Naviculaceae.
CCUGGACGCGCAUUUGUACUCUACGUUUUGGAUUUAAUAAGCUGAAAACUAUAAAUCUUCCUCUUGUCGACCGCGGCACACUUUAGCCCUUCAUCCACGUUCUCCCUCCAUUCCAAGCUAGCAAGAUCCAAGAGGACAGCAACCAAGUCCCCGACUCUGUUGAGGCGGCCAUUUCGGCCAUCGUCGUCAAGUGGUUCUUCUGUUCUCAAAGGCAGGACUGAGUAACGUGUCCACCAUCCCAGCCGUGUCGCUUCCAUUAAACGUGCUCCAGAAUUGCUCGCAUUGGAUUUGGAGGCCAGAUACCCAGUAGCUCUCACAAAAUUAUUUAACCAGAAUUGGAAAACAGAAACUCAGAAAGAAAAUCACACCAACAAAACAAUAAUCAUGGAAGCUCCAGCACCCACCUCUGAAAUCUCGAUCCCUGAUGUCGCCGUGGAACCUGAAAAGAUGACAGAAGGAACGGAAGAUACCACCGAGGCCAGCACCCAACACUCCGACUCUGUCGCUGAGGAAGAAAAGGAUUCUGCCGAAAAGAAUGAGGAGGAGGAGGGCGAGAAGACCGAGGAAGAUGCCGCGGAAAAAACAGAGGAAGAGGCCGCGGAAAAAGCUGAGGAAGAGGCCGUUGACGCCGAAGCACCCACCGAAGAAGCGGCCACAGAAGAGAGCGGAAUGGGUGAACUGGCUCAGCUCCUCGCUGGCGCCGUGAUGCGUGCCGCCCAAGAGGCCAGCGGCGUAGAAGCAUCUUCUCCGGCUGCUGCCGGUUUGGGUGGCUUGCCGGAACAACUCGCCGCCACCAGCGACGAAGGACCCAUGCUCCGAACCACCAAGGCUGGUCUGGAUGAACUGGGCCUCAAAUAUGAAAUUCAAGAACCAGGAGAAAACGCUCGCAGCCGAACUAUCGUAUUUGGGAUGAACUGCAAGGUGGGAUUGAGUCGUGUCGUCAUUGCAACCGAGGAGGCGGACAAGAAAUUCCACUUUUACAUCAAGGCACCCGCCAGUGUCCCAGAAGAUAAGCGCACCCAAGCAGCUCUAUUUAUCACGUGGGUCAACUAUGGGCUCUCCAUUGGAAACUUUGAGAUGGAUUUGAGCGAUGGGGAAGUCCGCUUCAAGAGCUCCAACCACUUGCUGGGAUCCGAGCUCUCCACAGAAAUGGUAGGGCAUACAGUCGCUCUCUGUGUCAAGAUGAUUGACCAAUUCUUUCCAGGACUUAUGGGUGUUGUCUAUGGAGGCAAAGACCCCAAGGAUGCUCAUGACGAAUGCAUGAACGGCGGACGAAUCGCCCAUGCUCAGUAGCUACAGUAGGAUGGAUUGUUGAGGGUUGGACGAUAGUAAAUAGGAGGAAGACUAAGAUACGAGAACGCGUUUAGGUAUUGCCACAGAUCUGGAUCCUCUGUUCAUAAGCCUUGUUGUGGCCCCGCCUGCAAGGAGACGAUCUGCUGGGCGUGCUGUUUUCAGCCUGGUUUGCUUCGGGUUGAGCUGUUGCAGUUGC